This is a messenger RNA of Osmerus eperlanus (European smelt), 5584 nucleotides long. RefSeq lists its product as uncharacterized. Gene Ontology annotation, molecular function: GTPase activator activity. NCBI's taxonomy places the organism in Eukaryota, Metazoa, Chordata, Actinopteri, Osmeriformes, Osmeridae. Gene Ontology annotation, biological process: small GTPase-mediated signal transduction. The record is from RefSeq and is a predicted model, not a curated record. The transcript has 15 exons. Bases 373 to 4899 code for a protein of 1508 amino acids.
GUCGAAACAUUUUGGUCAGCCCCUGUAGUCUCCCGAGCUCAGACGAAGGGUAGUUGAAGGACAAAGCUAGAGAUGGAGAGGGAUAAGGAGGGUGCUACAACGCAUCACAAGACAAUGUGACCGAGCACAGCACGUUCAACAAUUAGCUCUCCACAAAACUGCACAGGCUGAAACAGCCGUACACAACACAAUGCACUUGAGAAGAUCAUUAGAGAUCAUCAUGAGAAGCCAUUAAAAUCAACUUCACUCUGUGACAUUCACACUGACACAUUCAUACAGGAAACGCGUGCACACACACACACUCACACUUGCACAAGCACACCUCACCACAGGACUGGAUGUAAGAAAAGCUGAGACAGGAAAGGAUACGAGAUGAGGAGGGGGAGGAGAAAAGGAGGGAACAAAGAAAAGGUCUUUGGCUGUGACCUGUUGGAACACUUGGCCACGUCGGGUCAUGAAAUUCCUCAGGUCCUGCGAAGCUGCAGUGAGUUUGUUGAGGAGCAUGGGGUAGUGGAUGGAAUCUACAGGUUGUCAGGGGUGUCAUCCAACACACAGAAACUAAGGGGAGAGUUUGACAGUGAGGGAACCCCGGACCUUAACAAGGAUGUCUACCUGCAGGACAUCCACUGUGUCAGUUCCGUCUGCAAGGCUUACUUCAGAGAGCUGCCCAAUCCCUUGCUCACAUACCAGCUGUAUGACAAGUUUGCCGAGGCUGUGGCGAUACAGUUGGAGGAGGAGAGACUGGUGAAGAUCCGAGAUGUGCUGAAAGAGUUACCUGCUUCCCAUUUCCGCACUCUGGAGUUCUUGAUGCGACACUUGGUCAGGAUGGCCUCUUUUUCCUCUCAGACCAACAUGCACUCCAGAAACCUUGCUAUUGUUUGGGCUCCCAACUUACUCAGGUCGAAGGACAUCGAAGUAUCGGGGUUGAACGGUACUGCUGCCUUUAUGGAAGUGCGGGUCCAGUCUAUUGUGGUGGAAUUUAUCCUCAACCACGUGCCACAGCUUUUCCCUGAACAAGGUGCUGAGUGGUCUGGUGAGCGGCGGAAGUCUCUACCAUCGCCAUCUGCGAUGUCCAGUACAGAGUUCUUCCGGUCCAUUCCCUUCCAAUCCCCGAGCCACAUCGGCAACAUCAGCCCGGGGGAUGGCCCCAUUGCUAUGCGACCCUACCAUGCCAUCAUCGAAGGCACAGACAAGAGGAAGGGAUCCCUCAAGGGCAAGAAGUGGAAAUCCAUAUUUAACCUUGGAGGCCGGAUUACCGAUCCCAGACGGAGAUACAAGAACUCAUCAAAAGAGAAAGAUAAACCUAUCUUGAGGCCAGCCAAGAGCAUGGAUUCCCUCAGCUGUGCACCUUUCCAGCAUGAAGGCUCCGGGCAGCGGCCUCCUUCAUCACACAUGUCUCCCCUGGCCCUGACUCCUUGCCCCCAGACAGGUGGGAGUGAGGCAGGGUCAUCCGGUAGCAGUGGUGGUAUGAGCAACAGCUAUGCCGUGACCUACCGCAGAGGAGCGGGGGCCAGUGUGAGUGUGGUGAGCGGGGGCGGGGGGACACCGGGCACAUACAGCCCUCUGGAAACUGCAGGAACCGGGUCCACUGGGGCAGAACCCCACCACCACCACCACCAGUCAAGAUCCCCAGGAAUCUCCAGCAAAGUGGGCCGGCGGGCCGGAAUCCACAUAUCAGGGCCUCUUUCGGUCACCGUGCCCCUGCACAUCACCUCCGGCCUGGCCAUGGGGGUGCUCCAAGGGGUUGCAGGGGACAUGGGCAUCUUUAGAGGGUUUCAGGGGGGUGGGGAGACCAUGCAUGAGAAAGUGGAAAAGGAGGACAGGUGUGAGACUGAAGCGAAUGAAGGAAAGAGCCAGAAAGAGGAAGAGGUCAUGGAAGAGAAGGUAGCAGAUGAUGUGAUGUCAGAUGGGAGAAGUGAAGAGAGAGGUAUAGAAAAGAAAGGAGAGGAAGAGGAGGGGAUUGUGGGUGGAGAGGUAAAGAUUUCGGUGGAAGACAGUUGCAGCGAGGCGGAUGGACAAGAUGCAAACAAUCUAGACGACAACUCGGAAGAUGGAAAUGGAGAUUAUAUGGAUAUGAAAGGGUCUGUCAGAGCCUUAGCUGUGUCGAACACAACAGAGGUGUUUGAUGUCCUGAAGAUGCAAGGGGUGUCUGUUCUGUCCGACCCUCCAGAGCUCCCUGAAGAAGACGACGACCAGGCCCUUCCAUUUGACUUCCAUGAAACGUUUGGAUUCCUGGAUCUCAUGGACAGCAGUGCAUCCAACCAGCUUUACGAGUUCUCGGUGGAGCCCCCCUGUCAUGACGAGGAGGACUAUGAAGACAUGUGCAAACACAGCCCCCCCAGGGAACUACUACACAGACCAAGCCAUGAUGCACCACCGCCUGCAAAUACCCAGGCACUCACACCCACCCAAAACAAGACAGAGCUGAACACACCGAGACAAAGCCAGUUAAACAUACACCGUCCACUCACUGUCGAUAAAUACGGACGACCAAACAAAUCCCUGAGUUUGCCUUACAUGGCUCCGCCCUUCAUGCCCGCUCAGUCCUCCUCCUCUUCCGAGAUAGAAGAUGAUGAGGACGACAACGACGAAGAAGAGGACAUGUUCUGCAAAAGCCUCCCGUCCGGUUCACGGUUCAACAACCUGACAUGGGGGGUUGCCCCAAAAUCACAAGAUUCUGACAGUACGGCUGUUUGUAGAGUUCCUGUUGACUCUUCGCGAAGCUCUGAGGACCGAGCGCCGGGGCCGUCGGAUGUUGAACCUGCCAUGUGCAGAACCCCGCCGCCAGUGGCACCGGAGCAGAGCCAAGAUAAAGAGGAGAAGGGAAUGGAGACGAAUGAAAACCUAGUCGAUGUCAAAGAUGCAGAUGAAGAUAAGGACGGUCAAGACGAAGACCGAAAAGAUACCUUGACAAGCACGUGCACACAGAGUACAGAGACAGAAGAUGCCACCUGCUCCUUCUCUGAAACCACAAAAGAAGAGGAAGCUCUGGAGGACAUAGAUGGGAAUCUCACCUUCCCAUCCUCAGCAGCUGGGAGUGAGGAGGCUCAAAUGUCAGGACCUCCAGACCAGGAGGACAUGGACGUUAAAGCCCAGCUGCUGGUCAAAGACAUAGAAGAGGUUAUGGAGAACUAUGGUAGAGGGAAAAGUUCAGAAGUCUCAGAACAGGCUGAUACGCAUGAAGCUCCGGAAGAUCCAAAAGCUUUUGUUCCUCAAGUCUGUCAGACAAAGUCUGGACCGGUUGAUCCAGAGACCACGAUACAUGUGCCUGCUGAAGUUGUCAUAGGAUCUAUUGGAGUUCUGAUGGAAGAGCUUAAAACGGGUUCACAGGAGGAAGCGGGGGAACUGAGGGAUGAGGGAGAGGAAGGUUAUUGGGAGGACCAGAGUGAGGAGAGAGUGCUGGAAAACCAGGAAGAUGAAAUUGACACUGAUGGGGAAGGAGAGACUGAGAAAGAUGGAGAGAGAGACAAAGUAAAGGAGGUGGGAGGAAGAGAGGAUGAGACGGUUGAGGAGGAGCCAAAUGAGGAUGCUGAAAUUGACACUGAUGGGGAAGGAGAGACCGAGAAAGAUGGAGAGAGAGACAAAGUAAAGGAGGUGGGAGGAAGAGAGGAUGAGACAGUUGAGGAGGAGCCAAACGAGGAGGCUGAAACUGACACGGAUGGGGAUGGAGAGACUGAGAAAGAUGUGGAGCGAGAGAUGGUUAAAGAAAUGGGAGAAAGAGAGGAUGAGGUUGAGGAGGAGACUAACCAAGGAGAGCCUAUUGAGGUCGAAGAGGAAAGAGUAGCAGGGGAUGAAGACCAAGUAGACGAGGGCACAGAGCAGUAUGAGGAUGUUGAAUUGAGCCCAGAAGUAAGUGAUGACAUGGAUGGGAUUGUGGAAAAUGGAGACAAAGGAGAUGAGAAUGAUGACGGAGGAAGAAGGGACCGGGAAGAUGAGCUAGAGGGAAAUGAAAAUGGUGGAGAGUGCAUCGAGGUCAGCGAGCAAGAUGAGAGGGAGGAGGAGACUGGAGGAGAAAAUGGAGAGAUGGUGAAUGAAAAAGGGGAAGAGAGUGAUACCACAGAUGAACAGACAAAACACACAUGCACAGAAAAUGAGAGGAAAGCAGAUGACAUACAAACCCAAGUAGCUAUUGAGAACAGUGAGAUAGAUUUGCAAAGGGGAAACACGAUGGAGAAGGAUGUGACUGAGGACGGAAAUCGAGAAAUUGUAGUGAGCCACUUAGAUGAAGAUGUUAUUCUUCAAGAAGAGAGGGAGGGAUGGGACUCAAAAGAUCAAGAUAGAGAGGAUGAAGGGGAGGGAGAAGAAAAGAUGAAGGAGGGACAAACACAGACUUUCCUGGAACAGUCAGAGGGAGAACCAAGAGAGAUUCCAACAGACACUGCAGGGGGGAGUGAUGCUCAGGUGGGGCUUGGGCCAGGCCUGGGGAGAAAGGUUCUAGUUACCAAACAAACACCUAAAGUGCAUCAUGUGAAAUCAGUGCCUGUAGUUCCCCCUAAGCCUCAGCAUUGCCGACUAACAGUACUGAGCAUCAGACAUCAGCAUCAAGAGAGAGAGCGGAAGGAGGCAGACCGAGACAGACAGAGGGUAUGGGACGAGCAGGUCAAAGAGAGAGAUGGGGAGGAUGGAUCUGAAUGCGACAAACUCUGUGAGAGAGAGCAUGCAGAACAACAAGAGGGUCAAGAUGACAGCAAAGGCAGAAGGGAGAAACAAGAACCACAGGAAGGCGAAGGAGGAAGAAGGAGAGAGGGAGAUGACUGGGGAGGGAAGGAGAUGGCAAGGAGAAGUCCGAUCAGUAGGUGUUUUGAUGAAGCUGUCGCUAUGGCAACGAUGAUGCGAGGGCGGGAGAAAGAGUGUGCUGAGAGGGAAAGGCAGAGGGAGAGAGGAAAGGAAGCACAGUAAAAACAUAUUUUUAUGUUUCUAUGUUCUGUACAAACAGUUUUAUAAAUGAUUUGAUGAGAUGCUUUGCUAUAUUUGUCUCAGAUCCACCAUUUGACAUGUACAAAUAACCUCCUUUACUUUAUAUACACUUUGAUGUAUUGUGUAUGCAUGUUUUUAGUAUGUGAAUUCAUGCUUUAAUACAUGUAUGGUAUGCAAACUAGGUAUAUGCUCAAAUCUUUUGAAUACAACCUAUUUACAUUACUCGCCAAUCAACAAAUAGACAAGUAGACCUAGUAUUAGUGGCUAGUAAUGCCCAGAUGCCCUAAAUACCCAAACACCUAAUAAUGAAGAUAAUAUACCCAUGUUUUUCAAGCAAUGUGACUGUAAUUGUUGGAAUGCUGCUUCAGCAUUCCAAGUAUUGUUCUUUGAAUCUUUAUUCAACUUAUUAUUAUUUAUCUUCUAUUUCUUCCGUGGCACCUUUCAGCGCCUUCAAAUCUUCAGCUAUUAAAACCGUUCAGCUAUCAAAAAAUUCAGCAGUUUCAGGCCAUGGGUGCUAUGACUUUUCAGCUUUGUACUCUUAUGCUUGAAUUAAUAUAAAUCAAUAUUCAUAAUAUUUUUAACAUGGGUUUCCAAUGGAGUUUUCUUUCAAAUCCUCUCAAACUUCUUUAAACUUCUUCAACUUCCAAAUCCUUCUUCUUCCUCAAUC